Molecule: messenger RNA, 240 nt
Organism: Penicillium daleae
Lineage: Eukaryota; Fungi; Ascomycota; Eurotiomycetes; Eurotiales; Aspergillaceae
Exons: 1
Coding region: 1-240 (79 amino acids)
Source: RefSeq, a predicted model, not a curated record
AUGGAAGUCCAGUUGGAAAUCCGGGUUGAACUCGGGGCUGUGCAGGCGACCAGCAUCUUAGGCAUGUAUGCUGUCAAGUCGAGACCUGAAAUCGGCAAUUGGGCACUGAUUGACUUGAAUUUGUCACCGAUCUUUGCCAAGCCCUCGAGAUUGAUGAGCCAUCGUACCGCUACCGCCAUGAUUAUCCUUGCAGCCUCUGCAUUUUACUACUCCUCCUUCAUUCUGAAAAAGCUAUUAUAG